GGUGGGGGGAGUCCAGGGCAAGGAGGCAGGACCCAGCCAACUUCCACACUCACAGCAGGAAAAAGUCGGGAAAACACAUCUGUCCCCCGCAUGUUGCUGUUUCCUGGUGGCCCUGCGUGAGUUUUUGGAAGCUGUUGCGGUGAGUACCAGCGGGGCAGCGGUUCACCGGAGCGCUGCCGAACGAGUUGCCGCCACUUGGCCGCUGUUGAGGGCGGUGUAGCAGCGCCGCAACGCCGGGACGGUUCGCUGCGAUGGAGAACAUGUACUAACCGGAUUUUUUUGGAAUUGUUUUUCCUUGGAUUACUUGCCGGUUAAACCGAGCCGCCUCGGCUUUUUUUUUUAUUUUUUUUUAUUUUUUUUGAUAAUCUCUUCGGUUCCUCUGGUAGUGUGGAAUAGUAAAUACUUUUUUUUAAAAAUGCCUGCAAAAACCAAGUAUAACCUCGUUGAUGAUGGGCAUGAUUUGAGGAUCCCGUUGCACAACGAGGAAGCGUUCCAGCAUGGGAUCAACUUCGAGGCAAAGUACAUCGGCAGUCUGGAUGUGACGCGGCCGAGCAGCAGAGUGGAGAUUGUGGCUGCGAUGCGGAGAAUACGGUAUGAGUUCAAGGUGAAAAACAUCAAGAAGAAAAAAGUCAACAUUGUGGUGUCUGUCGACGGCGUGAAAGUCAAUUUGAGGAAAAAGAAAAAAAAGAAGGAGUGGACGUGGGAUGAGAGCAAGAUGAUGGUGAUGCAGGAUCCCAUUUACAGGAUAUUCUAUGUAUCUCAUGACUCCCAGGAUCUGAAGAUUUUCAGCUACAUAGCCAGAGAUGGACAGAGUAAUGUGUUCCGCUGCAACGUCUUCAAGUCCAAGAAGAAGAGUCAGGCCAUGCGUAUUGUACGGACAGUCGGCCAGGCUUUCGAGGUUUGUCAUAAACUGAGUCUGCAGCACACACAGCAGAACGCAGAUGGACAGGAGGACUGCCACAGCGAAAAGAACGACUCCUCGGUCACAGGCGUGCGUGCUUAUCCACCUGUAUGUGUGUGUACUUUCCUCGGCUCAGCUCGGGAGCUAACAGGCGCAGAGAAGACAGCAUCUGUCACCGAGGAGACAGAUAUUGACGCCGAGGAGGUGAGCCAGGUGCCGGCAGCAGAGGAGUUAAACCUCAAUAGAGGGGUGACUGAUUUGGACGCCACAGCCAAGACACCUGACCUGAACCACUCAGAGAACAAGGCUUCAGAGGAGCCAUCUCUGCUGAUGUCCAGCCCCAGGAUGCUGCUCCCUGCAUCGGGCACACUGCCACCAGGUGCCCCCCUGUCUGUCCACCACCAGAUCCAGCUCCUCCAGCAGCAGCUCCAGCAGCAACAGCAGCAGACCCAAGUGGCCGUGGCACAGGUUCACCUGUUGAAGGACCAGCUGAGUGCGGAGGCCACGGCUCGGCUGGAGGCCCAGGCUCGAGUCCACCAGCUGCUGCUGCAGAACAAAGACCUGCUUCAGCACAUCUCCCUGCUGGUUAAACAGAUCCAGGAGCUGGAGACCAAGAUGUCUGGACCCAACUCCAUGGGAUCUCAGGACAGUUUACUGGAGAUCACCUUCCGGUCUACGGUGCCCUCAGUGAUGUGCGACCCCACCACGCCUAAACCCGAGGUGUCCGCCAUCAACCUGCCCGCACUCUGCACCACCGACGGGACCAGCAACGCCUUCUCAUCUUCCAAUGGGAAUCUGGGAAGCCCCCUAGUCGAUCAAAGUAUGUUUGAGAACUCCAUUGCCCAGCAGCAAAGUCCACAGAUCUCCAGGCCAGGCCAGACCUCGGCCCGACGCUCCCCAGCGUCAGCUAAUCCUAACCUGGGGUCCAGCUCCAUCGACUCUCCAUCCUCCGGAGGCCAACAGAGGCUUAAGAAUGCCAUUAAUCUGGGCAAAGCUGUCGGCGCAAAGGUCAAUGACUUGUUAAGAAGAAAGGAGCCCAGCCACAUUGGGGACAUUGGGGUCACUGAGGUUAACAAGAAUGUCGGUGCUGUGUGGAGUAUGGACCAACUCAACCAGACCACUGCAAACAGCCACAUCUCCUCCUUCGACUCCUUCCCGCGGCUCGACCCGCCACCCCCAUCAGGAAAGAAGCGCCUCCCUCGGGCGCUGAAGACCACCCAAGACAUGAUGAUCUCGUCUGACCCCGUGGUCUCCUCUCCGGACACUGCCGAGUCUUCCACCGUCAUCUCCUCUCCUGACAAGACACCCCUCAUCGCCAAGGAGGAGCUGAGGAUCAAUGAGGAGCAGCAGCAGGGCGAGAAGGAGGAGGAGGGGUCAGAAGAGAUCCCGUUGUCACUGGACCCAGCAGAGGAGAAAGCUGCUGCUGAUUUGGAGACGACGGGAAGCAACGGCAAGGUUGAUAGAGCGAUAGAAGGAGAAGAAGAUGCUGUGGAAAACGGGAGCACUGAAGGAGGCGAGGAGGAACAUCAGUCCCAGCUCCAGCUCUCUGUGCCAGACCUCAUCAACAAAGACCCCCCGCAGCUGGAGCCCAGAGCUAAGCCCUCCGACGUCUGGCAGAAGGUGUCAGACUCCCGGCUGGCCUCCACCCCCUGCUCAGGGAAAACUCCCUGUCGCAUCAGCCUGGGCGAGGAGGUUCUCAUGGGGAACGGCGCCCCCUACAGUAAAGGCACCGGAGUGAGUCCUGAAGACUCGGAGCCCCACCCAGACCUGCUGUCGUUUGAGUAACCAGCACAGCCGGGAUCACCAGUUUAAUAUGUCUCAAAAAGUUUGGAACUCUUUCUUCUAAUUCCGACUGCAGAUGCUCAAGAGGUAAAUCAAACAGACUUCAAUAAGAACUGCAGAUCAAAUAUUCACUGCCACUUUUAAUUAUAUAACUCGCCCUGCUCCAGGGUUUGCUUGAGGAAAAGGGAACAAGUGCUUCCAGGAGCCAGGACAGGGGCCGGAUCUGAUGCUUUUUACCUUUUUAGAAACUUUUUAGAUGAGUUUAAAGGUCACGGUGAUACAACCUGGCCCAGCUAAUGACACUGCCAGCUUCUUCCUAGUGAUAUGAACACAAGGCUGACCAGCACUAGAUAAUGAAUAAGCAGCAAGAGAGAAUAUGGCUUAGAGGUGAGGGUUCAUUAUUAUAUAUAUAAUGCAGAGGAUCUUUUUUUCAAAUGUAACAUUUCAAAUACAGAACACAUAACUAUUGAAGAAUAUAAUUUUAUCACAGUGUAGUCAUCAUGUUUUAGCUCUAAGAACGUGUCAUGUCUGCUUUAGGAAUGCAAUAAUGCCAGAUAAUGUAAUAAUGAAUGUAAUUAAUGGAAUGAAAUAUCCCUUUAAAUGGGCUGAAAAUGUAAAAUCCUGUUAAUGAAUUUCUGGCAGGCGUAAAACAACUCCAAAGUGAUAUGACUGUUUCCUGAAAAAGAAAAAAACAUUAUUACUUCAUUUGUUUUUCUAUAAAAGUUUGGGUUGUACUAAUCAGUAUUAAGUUAUUAUAUUAUCAAGCCGUUAAUUUCAAAAACCCUUUUUGACAUUUUUAGUCCAUGUCAUACAAACGCUGCUACAGUGAAGCCAAUUACUAACUGCGACUAAUAUGAGUUAUACAGCGACAUCAUUUACAUCCAGUAUAAUUAGAAUAACUAAGUUUUAGCAGUGGAAUCAUAUUUGUAGUAAAUCUGGAGAACUGAAUGCAGACUCGGGAGGAGUUGAAGGAAACGAGAGGAAGAGGCUGAACGAAUGUGAAUGUGUUAGAGAAGGAAGGGUCUCGGGGGAGUUCACUUUCAGUUCAUUUGGUACAAAAUGUCAAGCAGCAGUUUCUGUCGGAGUUUGACCAGGACUGGAAACCUUUUGACCCUCAGCGUCAUCCAUAUUCAAUUAUUUCUGACUCCUUUUUGGUCCAGUAGGAGGUUUAGAAGUUGCUCUCUCCUACGCUGGCCUUUGGCACAGAUUGUGGCCCUGAAAGUGACUAUUGAAAGCUCUCAGCCAGUAGGGGUAUUUAUCAAAAUCCCAAUCAAUAGGUAGAUUCUGUUUUGAUUUUUUUUUUUAAAGAGAAGAGAAAUCUGGGAUUUAUUUAUUCAUAUUUCUGAAUACUUAAAAAAAACUGGAUGAAAAGAUUGUGUAUAUCAAUAUGAAAAUCCAGGUGUAAACUGGAAUCUAAAGAUCUCUGGGCACUUUUUGUGACUCCAGCAGCAAUCUUGGUUUUGCCACCCAUUUUUCUGUUCACUUCCUAUUGCUGGAAGCAUAACCUGAACUGUCUCCACCAGUUCGGUUUCAGUUCAGAGUGAAACAGUGCCCUCUGGCAGCAAGAAACAUAAUGCUGGGAAUUAAAAUCCAUGUGAAAAAGUUCAUUUGUUAUACUAAUUCAAAAAAAAAUAAUUAUUUAUGGGAGCAGAUUCAGAUUAUUUACAUACAUGCAUUACCUGCGUGAUGAGAAUGGCUUCCAUCGAUGACAAAAUUUGAACUGGAUGAACCUGAAAGUGGAAUCUUAUUUCCCCCCGAAAAACCCUGACAGAGAGUCUCGAUGGAUAGCUGGGCGGCAUGUGGAGGGCGGGCUAGUGAAAAGUUAUUUUGGAGCAAAAGAGAGGCAAGAUAAUGAGCUGUCAACAGAAAGAGAUGAAAGAGGUGUAUUUUAUUCAAGCAGAUCAUUAAGUGACAGACCAAAGACACAAAUUAGCGGCUCAGUCAGACAGGUUGUUUUUGUCAUAUUGUGUAAUCGCUCUGACAGGUUAUCUCCACCCAAGUUUAGAUUUGAGCUGUCUGUAUGAAAAGAGAAGCAAUAAUUCAUGCAGAAGAAUUUUUGUUCUCCUUUAUUUUCACUUCAUCUACUAAUGAAAAAGUGAAAACCAAAGUCAAAGUAGUUAAAACACUUUUGGUAAAUCUUAAGACUUUUUGGACUCAUCGGAGAGAAUCUGGUGUUAGAGCUUCAACGAUUGCGAAUAAUUCAUAUAUGUAUCUGUUAAAUAAUCUGUGAUUUUUAAAAUGUAUUGAAAAAUCAAUCAGUUUGCAUUUGUAACCCUAAAAAAAGAAAUUCCAAAUACUCUGAUUUCAACUUCUCAAAUGUGAACAUUUUCUGGUUUCUUUAGUCCGCUAUGACAGUGAACUGAAUAUUUUUGGGUUGUGGACAAAACGAGACAUUUGAGGACGUUUUCUGACAUUUUAUGGACCAAACAACUAAUCGGUUAAUUGAGAAAAUGACCGACAAAUGAAACGAUAAUGAAAGUAACCGUUAGUGGUAGCCUUAUCUGCUGUGUUCAGCUGCUUAAAGAUGAGCUAACAUUAGCAGUAGAUAUCCAGCUGUUGGAUCAGUAGUAUGUUCAUUCAGUCUGCUUUACCUCAUGUGUCGCUGUAGCAGGAUCAGGAACAGGAUGUAAUGGUUGUUUCAGCACAAUCAAAGUUCAGAUCUGUACUUUAUAACACUAUUAUCUGAGCUUCUGUCUGUGCGACUGCAUCAACAUUCACGGUUUUUUUCUGUGAGGUCCUGAAGCGGCGUCUAUAAGUGACCACUGUAUCCUUGCAGGGAUUUCCUGAACCUCGAAAAAGAGCAAAGAAUUCCCAGAAUACAGUGAGACGGACACAGAGAUACAGCUGUAGUUGCGGUCAGGUCAUGCCCAGCAGAAUGAGUGGAAUGUGGAGCUGGACUCUGUUAGAGAAAGGAAGCUUUGUCUCUCUGACUUUGUCUGUCUCUCUGACUUUGUCUGUCUCUCUGACUUUGUCUUACAUACUAAGUGCCCUAAAAGAUCCCCCAUUCAUUUUAAAACUGUAACAAAACAAAUGAAAUUACCCAGUUAGUUUUAUCUUGCAAUCAGACUUAUCUUCAACUUAAAGUUCUGAAUAAAACCUGGAACUUUGUUUGUGGAGGCACAUGCUGCUGUUGAGUUUUUCAAAUGUCAAUGUCAGCGCUUUGAGCAGCACAAACAAACUAUCUCCAGCGUAUUGGGGUGGCAGAUGUCUCAGCUGUGGAUGUUUCCAAAACAAAACAAUUUGCAUUGCUAGAUAGCACGUUAAUGGGAAAAUCGAAAAAGUGACAUUUGGGUGAACUGACCUUUCAAGAUCAGGGAGCAAGAAUGGAAAAAUGUUCUGAAAAUAAAUGCAUUGAACAAUGAAUGACAUUGAACACAGCUUGAACAAUGAAAAUAUGACCAAAACUUUAUCAAUCACACAUAUUAAAUCCAGGACUUUCAAAUCAUAUUGACAUACAAACAACAUUUUUAAUGAUUUUGAUGCUUCAGUUGUGUUUUUGUGUUAUUAUUUAUUGAACUGGAAGCCCCUGAAUCCUGGUUUCAAAUUACUUUUGUAUUUCUAGUAAUAAAAAAAAGGACUGACAACAAUCAAGGGUAAAGUUUAGAGGAAAAAAAUACUCUUGGAUUUUAUUUAUGAGUUUAACAUUCAACUGAGCUCUGUCCACUCUGAAAAGCAAAGAGAGAAACACAAAUACAGAAAACUCAAAUACAGAAAAUAACCAAAAUUGGCACAAAAUCUGUUUUUUAAUGACCUUAAAACUAAAGAAAAGUGUUGCACAUUGUCAUCUGUCUGGCUUCUGAAAUCUAUUUUAAGCAACACUAAGGUUUGUCUUUAGGAUUCAGGUGAUAAGUCAUGAAUUGUUCUACACCUGCAUGAACCAGGUAUCGGAGAACACACUCGAUCAGACUGAAAACAGCUGUUUGUAUUUAGUCGGAAGGUAAAAAGAUGCUCAGAGGGCGACACACUGUCUGACGUGCUUUGUUUCAUCUGCGACAGAGCAGCUCUGUCCAGUUACCCUGGCUCAUUUAAAACCACUAAGAUAGAUUUAUUUUGUAUUUUUCUGAUGAAGGAAUGGCGGUGUACAUUUUUAUGGAAAUUUUCUAUCGCUCUUUUUACAAUAUCUGUGAAUAUGCAAAUUGGUUCUUGCUCUAAUAAAUGAAGGAACGUGAUUUAUUUUAAUAUUCAGUCAUAGAAUCUAGUUAUGGCAAUCUGUGUUAUUUAGCUGAUACGAGAAGAAAUGAUCUUGCUCUCUGUUUUAAUGUUGUUGAAUCAUGUUUUCUUUUUGUCUUUGUAAAGCCAGUUGACAUAAUUUCAGCAAAUACGAUGAAUGAAGGACGCUAAAUGCAGCACAGUUUUGAAAAGGCACAAACGGACCGAUAAAGCAAACCUGGGACUCGAUUGUAUCUGAAAACUGCUGCAACUUAAAUUAAUUCUUUCAUUUUUAUUGAAAAUAUGCUACAAAAAUCAAAAUGUAUAAUUUAGCCUAUUUUUUGUUUUAUUUUCCGAAUGUAUCUUUUUUUUUUAAAGUGGGGAUGUAAUAACUCCUGUAAUGACUGUAAUCUUUUUUUAUUAUCUGGAAAUAGACCUAAUUGUGACCUUA
This is a messenger RNA of Dicentrarchus labrax (European seabass), 7283 nucleotides long. RefSeq names its product carboxyl-terminal PDZ ligand of neuronal nitric oxide synthase protein. Lineage: Eukaryota; Metazoa; Chordata; Actinopteri; Moronidae. The transcript is spliced from 13 exons. Gene Ontology annotation, molecular function: nitric-oxide synthase binding. Bases 416 to 2686 code for a protein of 756 amino acids. The record is from RefSeq and is a predicted model, not a curated record.